This is a messenger RNA of Alligator sinensis (Chinese alligator), 1154 nucleotides long. Its product is annotated as glycoprotein-N-acetylgalactosamine 3-beta-galactosyltransferase 1-A-like. The transcript has 5 exons. Gene Ontology annotation, molecular function: N-acetylgalactosaminide beta-1,3-galactosyltransferase activity. Gene Ontology annotation, cellular component: membrane. Bases 135 to 1154 code for a protein of 339 amino acids. NCBI's taxonomy places the organism in Eukaryota, Metazoa, Chordata, Crocodylia, Alligatoridae. The record is from RefSeq and is a predicted model, not a curated record.
CACCCAGUGACAUCGCCGGAGCAGGUGCUGCUCCGGGAGGGGCCCAGGAAACUGGCUCCAGGCACGGAGCAGGGCACGGACCAGCCAGCUGCUCCCUGUGCCGGGAUUUGCCUCUGCAGGCCGGCCGUACUGCCAUGCAGCUGCUGUGGACGGCUUUGGGCAUAGUGGCUGGAUUCACUGUCAUCUUCAGCUUCCUGCCCCAGCUGGACCCCAACGUGCUGACCCUAAAGUCCCUCCCUGUGCUAGCCCAUAGGGUCGUCCAUGAGCACCCCACAGAGAACAACACAACAGCGGCCGAGCUGUUCUCCAAGGUGCGCAUCCUGUGCUGGGUGAUGACGACGCCCCAGAGCCUGGAGACCAAAGCGCGGCACGUGCGGGCCACAUGGGCACGGCGCUGCAACGUGAUGCUGUUUAUGAGCUCGCAGGCCGACGCCGCCUUCCCGGCCGUGGGGCUGGGCACCCGCGAGGGUCGCGACCAGCUGUACUGGAAAACCAUCCGGGCCUUCCAGCACGUGCACCAGCACUACCUGGCCCAGGCCGACUGGUUCCUCAAGGCCGAUGAUGACACCUUUGUGGCUGUGGACAACCUGCGCUGGCUGCUGUCCGCCCACGCGCCCGACCGCCCCAUCUACUUCGGCAAACGCUUCAAGCCCUUUGCCCGCCAGGGCUACAUGAGCGGCGCGGGCGGCUACGUGCUGAGCCGCGAGGCCCUGCGCCGCUUCGUGGCUGGCUUCCAGACCCAGGUCUGCAGCCACACAAGCCCCGUGGAGGACCUGGCCCUGGGCCAGUGCAUGGAAAAGAUGGGGGUGGAGGCUGGUGACUCCCGGGAUGCCACAGGCCAAGAGACCUUCCACGCCUUCCCGCCCGAGCAGCACCUGCGUGGCGCCUUCCCCAAGGACCCCUCCUACCUCAGCUACUCCUACUACCCCGUGCUGGGGGGCCCACAGAGCUGCUCGGACCUGACCAUCUCCUUCCAUUACGUGAGCCCGGAGCAGAUGUAUGAGCUGGAGUACUUCACGUGGCACCUCCGCGCCUAUGGCUACCGGCCCCGGAGGCAGCCGGUGCCUGCUGGGCAGACUCCCCUUGCCACCGAGCACCGUGGGCAGCUGAGCCAGCCCACACCCCCCUUGCCACCGAGCACCGGGGGCAGCUGA